CCCCGCCCCGCCCCGCAGGGUGGGAGGUGUCCGAGAAGUUCGUCGAGCAGGAGCCAGUCGCAAUCGCAAGAAGCUAGGAAUUCCAGCGCCAAACAGUUAACAGCGUGUUACCUGCGGUGAUCAGCGUCAGAAACUCUUCGCACCCGUCCAGACACCAAUCACGAUGUCCGUCGACCUGGACAAAUGUUUCGAGGUGGUCAUGGAACUGGCGAGGAACGGAGGCAAGAUUAUUCGUGAGAGAAUCUACAGUAAGAAGACUAUAAGUACCAAAUCUGACCGAGUAGAUUUGGUAACAGAAACCGACCAAGAAGUUGAGAAAAUGUUAAUUUCAAAUUUACGUGCCGAGUUUCCUGAUCACAAAUUCAUUGGUGAAGAAUCAACAGCUGAAGGAAUUCCUUGUGAAUUCACAGAUGCACCCACAUGGAUUAUUGAUCCUGUAGAUGGCACAAUGAAUUUUGUCCAUGGAUACCCUAAUGUUUGCACUUCAAUUGCAUUCACUGUAAAUAAAGUUGCAGAGAUUGCUAUCAUCUACAACCCUGUUUUGGAGCAAAUGUUCACCGCUCGAAGGGGUCAAGGUGCAAAAUUAAAUGGGAAACCUAUCCAUGUGUCUGGGGAGAAAGACUUGCAGCAAGCCCUUUUGAUACUAGAAUGUGGCACAACACAUGAGGAAGAAAAGAUGAAAAAUAAUUUUAAAAAUCAACAAACUCUUACACCAAUUGUGCAUGGGACACGUUCAAAUGGUUCUGCUGCUAUUAAUAUGGCAAUGGUAGCAAUGGGUGCUGCUGAUGUCUAUUUUGAGUUUGGGAUCCAUGCUUGGGAUUAUGGAGCAGGAGACCUGCUUGUGAGGGAAGCUGGUGGUGUUUGUAUUGACCCUUCUGGCGGACCUCUUGAUAUCAUGGCUCGACGCAUGCUCUGCGCUGCCACAAUGGAACUAGCCCAAGAGAUAGUUCCAAAAAUAAGCCAAAUUUACCCACCACGUGAUUAAAACAAGUUACUGUACAUACAUUCCAUUCUGAAAAGUGUAGUCUAGUUCAAAUUACAAAAAUAUAAAUAUCCUAUUUUAUGACAAGGAUUAUUUAUCGAGCAUAAAUAAAAUGUCAUAUGGGCAUAACUUUUA
This is a messenger RNA of Thrips palmi, 1117 nucleotides long. Its product is annotated as inositol monophosphatase 1. The record is from RefSeq and is a predicted model, not a curated record. The transcript is spliced from 6 exons. Gene Ontology annotation, biological process: signal transduction; inositol metabolic process; phosphatidylinositol phosphate biosynthetic process. Lineage: Eukaryota; Metazoa; Arthropoda; Insecta; Thysanoptera; Thripidae. Bases 164 to 985 code for a protein of 273 amino acids. Gene Ontology annotation, molecular function: inositol monophosphate 1-phosphatase activity.